Messenger RNA from Dermacentor silvarum, 2471 nucleotides. RefSeq lists its product as uncharacterized. Gene Ontology annotation, molecular function: monocarboxylic acid transmembrane transporter activity. NCBI's taxonomy places the organism in Eukaryota, Metazoa, Arthropoda, Arachnida, Ixodida, Ixodidae. The transcript is spliced from 5 exons. The coding region runs from base 1 to 2106 and encodes 701 amino acids. The record is from RefSeq and is a predicted model, not a curated record. Gene Ontology annotation, biological process: transmembrane transport.
AUGGUGGUGUUGGCAAAGUCGGUAGUGCCCGCUGAGCCCCGGGAUGAGCCCUUGAAGCCCGUGGCCAAGAGCGAUGAGUCGGCGGAGAAAAAGGAAGAGGCAGCGGAUGCUGGAAGUCCUCGGCAUGCCACGCCAUCUUCCGGCCCCGACGGUUGCCUAAGCUGGUUCAUCGCUGCGCUCUGCUUCCUGCUAAACCUGCUCUUCUCCUCCUUGUUCCGCUGCGGCGGACUCUUCUUCACCUCGAUCAUGAGCACGUACGAGGCAACACGCGGCUAUGCCUCCCUUCCGUUGAGCAUGUACAGCGGAUUCACCAACCUAUCCGGUCUCGUUGCGGGACCACUAAUCCACUGGUUUGGCGUGCGCGUGGCGGCAGUGCUCGGCGGCCUACUGAUGGCCACGGGCUGCAUGAUUUCCUACUUUGCCACCGGUGUACCCUUCCUCGUCGGUUCCCUGGGAGUCCUUGCUGGCUCCGGUCAUGGAAUACUCUUCAGUUGCGUCAUCGUGGCCAUCAACGAGUACUUCGACAAACGCCGGGGUGUAGCCUUGGGCAUCAACCUGACUGGUGCAACGGCAGCGUCAUUUGUCUUCGCAAGUAUUUUCGACCUGCUCCUGGCGGAGUAUGGCUUGCACAGAACUCUGGCUAUUACAGGAGCCCUGCUACUCAACAUUUCGGUGCUAGGCUUCCUUUUCCGGAAACCGCCAUGGCAGGAAUCACCGAUUGAGACAAGCGAGGCAGUUGAAAAGUGUGCGCAGAAAUUUACCGUUGAACAGAUCACAUGUUCUGUCAAGAACCUCCACGCUGACGAUGGAAGGCCGUCCACAGUGGCCGCCCGUCACACUAUCUCAUUCAACCGCAGAGGAACACACGUGACCGUACCGAACGAAGAGGCAAUAAUUCAGAAUAGACUUACCUUAAAUAGUCAGCCAGAAGGUUUACCUAAGGAAAACCCCAUGGUCGAAGGCGGCCUACAUGGCACAACUGCCGAAGAUGAAAUAAACUUGGCGUGGUCGAGGAGAGGGACGCUUUUGAGCGUUGCUGGGUCUUUGAUUGACGAGGAGAAAACAUUGUCUUCUUCGAGGCGAGGAACAGUUAUAAGCCUAACACAAAAGGGUUCUACCAUCGGCGAGCUGGACCUUAGAAAAAUCGCCCUUCUUCAAGAGGCGGUAGAACGCUUGACUACUGUGAACGCACCUCCAGCAGUCUGCGAGGAAAACUCAGCAUUCCUCGGAAGCGCGGAGACCACAGAAGAGAGAUCGAGGGUUGGAAGCGAGCUGAGUUUUGUGGGACGCUAUGAUGGUGCCAGUAGUCACGCCGUCGCUUCAAGGCGGAGCACGGUCACUAGCCUGGCAUCUCGAUGCCAGAUAGAACUGCCCUGCAAGACGGACCAGCCUAUCCGCAUACUCAUCCAAGAAGAGCAAGACCGCUCAUCGGAUUCGGCUCUCAAUAGCGCCAAAGAAGUCCUGCGACUACCACGCUUCUACUGCCACAUGUUGAGCUAUUUCUCCUACGUCUUCUUCCUGGACACAUUCCUCGCCGUCGCAGUGGACUAUGCUGUCGACGUCGGUAUUGACAGUGCGAGUGCCGUGUUCGUGCUCACUUUCUUUUCGGUGACGGACACCGUCGGCCGGCUAUUGGUUCCCUUGCUCACGGACUAUAAGCUUGUGUCGCCGCUUACCCUCAUGUGCCUAUCGUACCUAGCGAUGGCUGUCAUAGCGCACUCAAUGCCGUACGCGCAGAACCUCGUCCCAUUCUGGGCAUGCAUGAUUACGCUGGGAUUGCCCGUCGGCUACAUACUGGUGGCUGUCUCCGAAUCGAUUGCCGUGGAAGUUGGCCUUCGCAACUUGCCCAUCGCUUAUGGCUUUGUGGCUGGGUUGACUGCUGUCGGAGCCUUCUUGAGGCCAGUGAUCAUAGGUUUCUUCCGAGACAGCUACGGAUCGUAUGACGGCCUUUUCCGAACGAUGGGAUCGAUGGUGCUGUGCUCUUUCCUGCUCACUGCUGGACUCUGGGUCCUGGAUCGGCGGAGGACAUCGCUUCCAGCCACCAGCAAAGCUGACGACAUCGUCACUGAUGUUGGCUCCUCUGCACCUGCCGACGACCAUUCGUAACGAGGGAACCCUAAUUGCGCAUGAAUAACGACGAUUGUGCACGGGGCAUAAUGCCUUGCGAAAUACAAGCGUAUUCGAGCGCGGCAGACAGGGGCUACAAAAUGGGGUGUACGCGGGGGCAGUGGGUGGAAACGACCCCACCGGCACCAUUGAAAUGAGGCGGAAAACAACUCAUCCCUAUGCCCACCAUGCUCUGAGUGAAGAACCCCUUCUUCUAAUAUAGCAAAUUAUAACAAGACUGAUCUUCACAUUAACAAAAAAAGUAUUUGUAGCCGAAAUAAAUGCCAGCUCAUAGUACCUCCCCCCCCCCCCCCCCCCGCUACUUAAGAUACACAUCAGGACCGCUGGCUGCUGACCGUUUUUAG